GUACACCCAUCUCUACUACUACCUGCCAACUGUCAAUUAGAAUUGUUGAGGUUAUGUCACACGUCAACAUGUCAACAACAAUCUUGUGGUAUUUUUAAACACAUCAUGUGAAUAGCAAAACUAUUUAUCCCAGAGACCACCUCCAGUUAUGCACCUUACCACCUUAGUUCGUUCAGUGCUAUAUAGGGCAUCUUUCCGAGCUGCAAGAAAUACCAUAGCAACUAGUCCAAAAAAUAUGCAAGAAGUACUGGACGAUUUGAAGAACAACCCCUAUUACGACAAAUAUUCCUCCAAGAUAAAACAAUUACAGAAAGAGAAGCCUGAACAAUUCCAGAAGCGUGUUGAAGAUGUUGAACAAAUCAAGAAGAAAAAAAUUGAGGCACCUAAGGAAAGACAAUAUGCACAGUUAUUGAACCCUAAGGAGAAAAUUAGUACACCAGAACCGAUCAAACGUGAAGGUUUGGAGAAAAUUAUGAAAAUAGAUUUGAUAAAAGACAAGAAUACAGAUGAAAUAAAAUCAAUUUGGGAACAGUACCACUUACAAAAAGAAUAUUGUAUUGCAGCAACUAUCCCAUCAAGUGAUUUUGAAAAAAUGCAGAAAAAUAGUGCACAGUAUCCAACAUUUAUACUUCCACUACCUAGAAGUCAAGGAUAUGAAUUUAUGAUGUGCCAGUUUGCACAAAACACAGUACAUUUUACCCCACUUUUAUACUUUCAAGUGCACAAAGAAAAUGCUCCAGAAUGUCUAACAAUUAUACAUUAUGAUGAAUUUAAAGAUGAUAAAAAUAUUGUACUGAUGAGGGGCGAAUAUGAUAAGAAUGUUUUGGAUGCCAAGGAGGCUCAGUGUCUGGCAAAUCAGCUACAAAUGUAUUAUGUACAGGCAGAUCCUGAGAAGAUUCAACUACUUGAAACAUUUACUAAGAAGCCAGAUGAAUUUAAGCAUAUGGAUCUUAUAAAACAGAUUGAGAAUUUGCCUUUGAACUGAAUUAUCCAUUUGUUAAUAUGAAUAAAUAUGUAGAAACUAAUUAUGUAAUUUUUGUGUGUAAGGUCAGCUUUAG
Molecule: messenger RNA, 1058 nt
Organism: Acanthoscelides obtectus
Lineage: Eukaryota; Metazoa; Arthropoda; Insecta; Coleoptera; Chrysomelidae
Source: the annotation of a GenBank genome assembly